Hylaeus anthracinus is the source of this 3370-nucleotide messenger RNA. It is a transcript of the gene Zw, whose product is annotated as glucose-6-phosphate 1-dehydrogenase. Gene Ontology annotation, cellular component: cytosol. The record is from RefSeq and is a predicted model, not a curated record. The transcript has 7 exons. Gene Ontology annotation, biological process: glucose metabolic process; pentose-phosphate shunt, oxidative branch. NCBI's taxonomy places the organism in Eukaryota, Metazoa, Arthropoda, Insecta, Hymenoptera, Colletidae. Gene Ontology annotation, molecular function: NADP binding; glucose-6-phosphate dehydrogenase activity. Bases 529 to 2094 code for a protein of 521 amino acids.
CUUCAGAUUUAUACAAAUAUACGAUAAUUAUAAUAUAUCAUUAUAAGGAAAUGAUGGCGUAAUAUUAACGUUAUUAGACUUUUCAUUUAAGAAUAUACGUGUAAAUUACGUAAUGCAUUAUUGAACGAAUUUACACAAGUAGAUUCUUCUAUAAUUUAGAAAGAUUGGCAAAUUACUAUAUAUAGGUGGUAAACGUAAACUUGUAUUCGAGAAAUAAGUGAAAGUAUGAGUCGAAUGAAUGGUAUGGAGUAUGGAGACGGGAAACUUAAAGAAGGGGCUUCAUAAACAGGAUUUCAAAAUCUAGUGAUGCAGUGUACGUGUAUGCCGCCUGAUGCCGUCGAGUUGCCUUUUUAUUCUUAACCUCAAUUUUGUGGUAUCAAGUGAUAUGUGAUAUUGUCAUUUUCACGGUACACAAGAUACUUCCUGGAAGAUCCAGAGGAACAUCUACGGAGAUACGACUCAUUUGUCAAGAUUAUCUACAACCUUGCUAAUCCAAUACUUUAUCUUCUACACUCUUGUACAUUCACGAUGGAGAGACUCAGGAAAACGUCGACAGAAGAAAGCCUGCGCUUCAUCAGGCAGUCCUUAAAAUCGGACGAGAUGGAUCAUCUCGAAGGAAUCCAUUUCGACAGACUGUGUCCUCAUGUGUUCAUCACCCUUGGAGCCUCGGGCGACCUGGCUAGAAAAAAGAUCUACCCAACUCUCUGGUGGCUGUUUCGAGACAACCUCUUACCGAAAACCACAACAUUUUUCGGUUAUGCGCGCACCCAUAUGACCGUGGCUCAGCUACGAGAAAAAUGUCACGUGUACAUGAAGGUGAAACCAGACGAGCAACAGAGGUACGAAGAAUUUUGGAAACUGAAUUACUACGUCGCAGGGAUGUACGACUCUCAGUCGUCGUUCGAGGUGCUCAACAACGAGGUGAAGAAGCACGAGGAAGGCCAUCAAAUCGCUCACCGAUUGUUCUACUUGGCUUUACCACCAAGCGUGUUCGAACCUGUUACCGUGCAUAUCAGAAACGUUUGCAUGGGCGAAAGAGGUUGGACCAGGGUGAUUAUAGAGAAACCGUUCGGUAGAGACGCGAUCACGUCGCAACGCCUGUCGGAUCAUCUGGCAUUAUUAUUCAAAGAGGAACAGAUUUAUCGUAUCGAUCACUAUCUGGGGAAGGAGAUGGUUCAAAACUUGAUGACCCUUAGAUUCGGUAAUAGAAUAUUCAACCCGACCUGGAACAGGGACAAUGUAGCCUCCGUGCAGAUCACGUUCAAGGAACCGUUCGGCACCCAAGGGAGAGGUGGAUACUUCGAUGAAUUCGGUAUCAUAAGAGACGUAAUGCAAAACCACUUGUUGCAAAUCUUGUCCUUGGUUGCGAUGGAGAAACCCGCGUCGUGUCAUCCGGAUGAUAUCAGAAACGAGAAGGUGAAGGUUCUGAAGUGCAUAAAACCUUUGGAGCUCGAGAACGUCGUGUUGGGCCAAUACGUUGGUAACCCUGACUCGAAAGAUCCUGAAGGACGAUUGAGUUAUUUGGACGAUCCUACUGUACCACCUGGCUCCAAUACACCCACCUAUGCACUGGCCGUUUUAAGAAUUAAUAACGAACGUUGGGAUGGCGUUCCAUUUAUCCUUAGGUGUGGAAAAGCUUUAAACGAACGGAAAGCAGAAGUAAGAGUACAGUAUCACGAUGUGCCUGGCGAUAUAUUCGAUGGAAAGCCGAAGAGGAACGAAUUAGUAAUAAGAGUACAACCUGGUGAAGCUUUAUACAUUAAAAUGAUGACCAAGUCGCCCGGUAUUACGUUCGAUAUGGAGGAAACGGAGUUAGAUCUUACGUAUGGUAGUAGAUACAAGGAUCUAAAACUUCCCGAUGCGUAUGAACGAUUAAUUUUGGACGUAUUUUGUGGAUCGCAAAUGCACUUUGUGCGUAGCGAUGAACUAUCAGAAGCGUGGAGAAUUUUCACGCCUUUGUUGCAUCAAAUAGAGGAUGAACAUAUCAAACCAGUUCCGUACAAGUACGGUUCUCGUGGUCCCAAAGAAGCGGAUGAAAUGGCAAAAACAAAUAAUUUUGUCUAUUACGGUUCGUACAAAUGGAUAAAGCCAUAGUUUUUGGUCAUUUUUGUUAAAUACAUUUAAUGUUAAAUGAUGUGCAUGUGGCAUACAAGUUGCAAAAAUCUGUACUACGAUUCCUUAUCUGUGAUCAUAGCACUCCAUAUUUUUAUACCAAUAUAUACACGGUACUUACCUGAAAUUUUAUAUACGUAUAUAAAUAAUUUUUAUAAUUAAUUUAUUGAGCUAAAUCAAGUUUUAAGCGUAAAGUACCCUUUAGCAGAAAAAGUAUACAGAUAAUGUAUCACGUUCAAAUGGCACCAAAUAAGGACAUAUAUAUGCAUGUUAUGAGUGUUUGUAAAUAAAAUAUGAUCGUUCCAUUUGUAAAUUUAUAUAAAUCUCAGGUACUAUAUAACUUAUAGUAAUUUUUAUGAAAUCUUUUGUACAUUUUUAUAAGAGAAAUGUAAUGUUUAGAUGACCAUCUAAAAAUUUCGAAAACAAUUUAAGAAUUACAACUUGUGCGUAGAUCAUAAUUUUAUUUAAUUCUGACGAUUUAAACAUGACGCCAAUCACAUGAAAUAUUCUGUACAGUAAACGAAGUAUCAUAAAUUAUAGAAUACGUUCUGCUGAAAUUAUUCAAGUAUGUAUUACAGUAAAUAAAUAAGAGAAAGUUGAAUUAUUCAGUCUGUAAGUCACAUAACCUUUACGUGUUGAAUCAUUAAACGAAGUAAAGUAACAAGAAAAAAUGUUAGCAAAUUGCUUCAUCGAAUUUGAAUUAAUGAAUUUCUAUGAGACUGUUAUUCAGCUCUCUCUUUCUUCCUUUCAUACAAAGACAUCAGCGAGACAUAAACGAUCAGGUCAGACAUACAUUAUUGCAUACAUAAUGAUCAACAGAGAACAUAUUUAAUGUAUAAAAUUAUCAAAUACUUUUUUAGAAAUGCAGUUCGAAUUAAAUUAAUACACGACACAUAUUCAUAUGUUUGUAAAUACCACUGUAGAGUUUGUCAUAUAUAUAUAUAUAUAUAUAAUUUACCCCUUGUAACAGUGGGAAAAUUGAAUAGAUAUAAAAAUUAUAUGAAGUAUGGGAAGUUGAAGUUGGUUCGUGAUUCGCAAAUUACUUGUUACGUUAUUAAAAAAUAAUUUACAGAAACUUAACUGAUAAAGUGCGAAUAGUAUGAAUGAUAUAUUUGAAUAAAUUUAUCCUAGUCUUUCAUAAAUACAUAAGAGACGAUUAUAUAUCCACUUACCGCUAUGUAAUAGUAAAAUAUUGCUACAAGCAAUACACAUUGUACAAAUUAAAUACACACAAAUAAAGGUAGAAAAUUACACGUUA